Molecule: messenger RNA, 4000 nt
Organism: Elephantulus edwardii (Cape elephant shrew)
Lineage: Eukaryota; Metazoa; Chordata; Mammalia; Macroscelidea; Macroscelididae
Gene: RELCH
Product: KIAA1468 ortholog
Exons: 29
Coding region: 1-3549 (1182 amino acids)
Biological process (GO): intracellular cholesterol transport
Cellular component (GO): trans-Golgi network; recycling endosome
Molecular function (GO): protein binding
Source: RefSeq, a predicted model, not a curated record
AUGGCGGCAAUGGCGCCUGGCGGUGGCAGUGGCGGCGGCGGCGUGAAUCCUUUCCUCAGUGAUACGGACGAGGAUGACGACGAGGUAGCGGCCAGCCAGGAGCGGCGGCCCGGACUUCGGCUGGGCUCCGGGGGCGGCCUGGACCCGGGCUCCGUGGGCUCGCUGUCACCGCAGGACCCCGUGGCUUUGGGGAGCAGCGCGCGGCCAGGGCUCCCCGGAGAGGCGGCGGCGGCGGCCGGGGCGCUGGGGGGCCUGGGGGAGGCCCCGGCCCGCCUGUCGAUGGACGCGAUCGCCGCUCAGUUGCUGCGCGAUCAGUUCUUGCUGACGGCCCUGGAGCUGCACACCGAGCUGCUGGAGAGCGGCCGCGAGCUGCCCCGGCUGCGCGACUACUUCUCCAACCCGGGCAACUUCGAGAGGCAGAGCGGGAAUCGAGCUGGAAGCAUCAGUACCCUUGACUCCUUAGACUUUGCAAGAUAUUCAGAUGAUGGUAACAGAGAAACUGAUGAGAAAGUGGCAGUCCUGGAGUUUGAACUACGGAAAGCCAAGGAGACCAUUCAGGCCCUCCGAGCAAACCUAACAAAGGCUGCAGAGAAUGAAGUUCCUUUACAGGAACGAAAAAAUUACAAAUCGAGUCCUGAAAUUCAGGAGCCAAUCAAACCUCUUGAAAAGAGAGCUCUAAACUUCUUAGUUAACGAAUUUUUAUUGAAGAAUAAUUACAAGCUUACAUCCAUAACCUUUUCAGAUGAAAACGAUGAUCAGGAUUUUGAAUUAUGGGAUGAUGUAGGCUUAAAUAUCCCCAAACCUCCAGACUUACUCCAGCUCUACCGAGAUUUUGGAAACCACCCGGUGGUUGGGAAAGAUGUUGUGGACGUGGCCAGCGGAGUGGAAGAAGAGGAGCUGGAGGCUCUGACGCCAGUUUUAGGCGGCCUCCCUCCAACCUUUGAAACCCCUCAGCCCAUGGAGAAUUCCUUGCUAGUACAGAAAUUAGAAGAUAAAAUUAGUUUAUUAAAUAGUGAGAAAUGGUCCUUGAUGGAGCAGAUCAGAAGACUUGAAAGUGAAAUGCACUUCCUCAAAAAUGAACACUUUGCUGUCACCGUGUCCUGUGACUCUGUUCAGCCCCCUUUGGAUCAGUCUUCACACAAAGACCCUGAAGAGAGUGGACAGAAUUCACUUGUAAAUAGUUCAGACAAGGGAGGAAGCACAGAUGUUGAUCCUUCACUACCGAGUAAAGCAGAGCCCACUCUUCCUAAAGAGAGUGCCUCAGAUUCCUUCCCAAGGAGAGGAGGAGAAGGGGCGACAUCUUCUCCAACAAGUAAAAGCGCAGUUGAGUUUGAUAAACCUAAUAGGAAAUUGUCUCCUGCUUUCCACCAAGCACUGCUCUCUUUUUGUCGAAUGUCAGCAGAUAGUCGCUUGGGAUCAGAGGUGUCACGGAUCGCAGACAGUGAAAAAAGUGUUAUGCUGAUGCUGGGUCGCUGCCUGCCACACAUUGUUCCUAACGUGCUGCUGGCCAAGAGAGAGGAAUUGAUCCCCCUCAUCCUGUGCACAGCGUGUCUGCAUCCUGAGCCCAAGGAGAGAGACCAGCUGCUCCACAUCCUUUUCAAUCUCAUCAAGAGACCAGACGACGAGCAGAGACAGAUGAUAUUAACAGGAUGUGUGGCAUUUGCACGUCAUGUCGGGCCCACCCGUGUGGAAGCUGAGCUUUUACCACAGUGCUGGGAACAGAUUAAUCAUAAAUAUCCGGAAAGACGACUCCUGGUGGCCGAAUCCUGUGGAGCGUUAGCGCCACACCUUCCAAAAGAAAUCCGUAGUUCCUUGGUUCUUUCAAUGUUACAGCAGAUGUUAAUGGAAGAUAAGGCAGAUUUGGUGCGGGAAGCCGUCAUCAAAAGCCUUGGUAUCAUUAUGGGAUACAUCGAUGACCCAGACAAAUAUCAGCAGGGUUUUGAAUUGCUGCUCUCAGCUUUGGCUGAUCCCUCAGAAAGAGUAGUUAGUGCAACACAUCAAGUAUUUCUACCAGCUUAUGCUGCCUGGACUACAGAACUGGGAAAUUUACAAUCUCAUCUUAUACCUACACUGCUAAAUAAGAUUGAAAAGCUCCUCAGGGAAGGUGAGCAUGGGCUGGAUGAGCAUAAGCUGCACCUGUUCCUCUCUGCGUUGCAGUCCUUGAUCCCUUCGCUCUUUGCGCUAGUCCUACAGAACGCCCCUUUCACAAGCAAAGCCAAGCUGCAUGGUGAAGUACCACAGAUAGAAGUAACUAGAUUUCCUCGGCCUAUGUCACCUCUUCAAGAUGUAUCUACUAUCAUUGGAAGUCGUGAACAAUUGGCAGUGCUGCUACAACUUUAUGAGUACCAGUUGGAACACGAGGGUACAACAGGCUGGGAGAGUUUACUAUGGGUUGUCAAUCAGUUGUUACCACAGCUUAUAGAAAUCGUUGGCAAAAUUAACGUUACUUCAACUGCCUGUGUCCAUGAAUUCUCCAGAUUUUUCUGGCGCCUUUGCCGAACGUUUGGCAAAAUUUUUACAAACACUAAGGUAAAACCUCAAUUCCAAGAGAUUUUAAGACUGUCUGAAGAAAACAUUGAUUCCUCAGCAGGAAAUGGGGUUCUCACUAAAGCUACAGUCCCUAUUUAUGCAACAGGAGUCCUGACGUGCUACAUUCAGGAAGAAGACCGAAAACUGCUGGUGGGAUUUUUAGAAGAUGUAAUGACUCUGCUUUCAUUAUCACAUGCUCCACUUGAUAGCCUGAAGGCUUCUUUUGUGGAACUGGGUGCAAACCCUGCCUACCAUGAGUUGCUGUUGACAGUUUUGUGGUACGGUGUCGUGCACACGUCAGCCCUGGUGAGGUGCACUGCGGCCAGGAUGUUUGAGCUGACUCUUCGAGGCAUGAGUGAAGCGUUAGUUGACAAGCGGGUUGCUCCGGCCCUUGUUACCUUGUCCAGUGAUCCAGAAUUCUCUGUCAGGAUUGCCACGAUCCCCGCAUUUGGCACUAUUAUGGAAACAGUCAUCCAAAGAGAGUUGCUGGAAAGAGUGAAGAUGCAGCUGGCUUCGUUCCUGGAAGAUCCUCAGUAUCUAGACCAGCAUUCCCUGCACACGGAGAUCAUCAAGACAUUGGGUAGAGUGGGGCCUAAUGCGGAGCCCAGAUUCCGAGAUGAGUUUGUUAUACCACAUUUGCAUAAGUUAGCCUUGGUGAACAAUUUACAAAUCGUGGAUUCAAAAAGACUAGACAUUGCCACUCAUCUUUUUGAAGCCUACAGUGCACUUUCCUGCUGUUUCAUUUCGGAAGAUUUAAUGGUUAACCACUUUUUACCUGGUCUCAGAUGUUUACGCAUUGACAUGGAGCACCUUUCUCCAGAGCAUGAGGUUAUCUUAACUUCUAUGAUAAAAGAAUGUGAACAAAAAGUAGAGAACAAGACUGUCCAAGAGCCGCAAGGCUCAAUGUCAAUUGCUGUAAGCUUAGUGAGUGAAGAUACAAAGACCAAGUUUCUGAACAAAAUGGGCCAGUUGACCACCUCCGGGGCCAUGCUGGCCAAUGUGUUCCAGAGAAAGAAGUAAAAGCGGAAGGAACCUCCAGUGAACACUAACGGGACCGAAGCUGACUGGGUCCGUGAACUUGAAGUACUUGCCUUUUUCAUUUCCUCUGUUUUAUGUUCUCUCAUUAUCAUUUUAUCCUAAUCUCCAAAGAUAUUUGCACUGCUAUUGAUUAUUGCUGUAUGUUUGUUUAUUUGGGUUAUAACUGUGGUGAUAGAAAAUGGAGUUUAUAGUUUGUACCAAGUCCCUCUUCUGUGUUCUUGUCUUUCAAAAUAAUUUUAUAUAUGUAUAUAUAUUAUACAGUGAAGAGUUUCUUGUUUUGUUUUGUUUUUUAAUUUUGGGGUGGGAUAUUAGCAAAUACCUGUAUUAUACACUGAGCUUUACAAUGGUACUUAAAAAUAAUGUAAAUUUGAAGUCAUUGUUAUAAAGUAAUAAAAGUGGAGAUUACUUAAGUAUUUAAAUUAUGAAAGAAUAA